This is a messenger RNA of Paramecium tetraurelia, 3801 nucleotides long. RefSeq lists its product as uncharacterized. NCBI's taxonomy places the organism in Eukaryota, Ciliophora, Oligohymenophorea, Peniculida, Parameciidae. Gene Ontology annotation, molecular function: voltage-gated potassium channel activity. Gene Ontology annotation, cellular component: membrane. The record is from RefSeq and is a predicted model, not a curated record. The transcript has 11 exons. Gene Ontology annotation, biological process: potassium ion transmembrane transport; regulation of membrane potential.
AUGAUAAGUCGAGACACUGGGUUCUAAGAUCUGGAGAGUGGGAUUUAGAGCAAUAAUUUAUCGUCAGGACAAUUGGUGGAUUUGGAAUAAAAUAGCCCAAUUAAUGGACAAUAGUUAGAUCCAACUCUAGAGUUUUCUUAAUUAUAAUAACUCGAAGCUCUAAGAAUGAAGAGAGAUAUUUUUGACUAUAGUCAUAAGCAAGCAUUAAAUUUAGGAAAUAAAUCGGAUAUAAAUGAGGAAGAUUGUUUAAUGAGUAAUCUCAGUGGAAAAAGAAGUGAACCAUAAGGUUCGAUCAGUUCUAUAAGCUGUAAUAUAAAGAAGCAGAAGCUUACAAAACCUCCUAAGCAGAGGUCAAAUAAAACCAUUUAGUUCUAAUAAAAGCUAGAUUAAGAUGAUUUUGUGAUUGGAUCAGCAAAAAAUCAAAGCGGCACUAAUAUUUUAGGAAUAAAAUCAGAUGCUAAGAUAGUAAAAUAUUAGACAUUCGUUUAAUAAUUGGAGGAGGAGCAGGAGUAAAAUGAGAAAAAAAAAAUAGCAUAAAUACAUCGUGAUACAAUCAAACAAUAAUCGUUAGUUUUAAGAGGGAAGAGUCGGGAAAUGAAAACAGGAUUAAAUGAAGUUUGGUCAUAGAAAGCGUUAAUAAUUAUUAGAUUAGUAUCUCGUUUCAUCUAGCAAUUAAAGACGAAAACAGAAAGAAUAAAAUUUAGGCUAAUAACUUAAAGAAUAUUUGAAGUCAUCUGCGAUAAUAGUGCGAAUUUCGAAUAUAUGUUAAUAAAUAGAUUAAUCAAGCAAAAACCAAGCUUAAGAUUAAUAAUAUUUCACCAAUUUUAAAGUCGAGCUCUAACAAUGUUAAACACUUUAGAAUCUGUUAACGACUUUCUGAGUAAAUAUAUCAAAGUCAUAAAACCUGAUAGUUUGUUUAAGAUAGUUUGGGACAUUGUCCUAUUAUUAUUUAUUGUUGUUAACAUAUUUUAUAUUCCAAUUUACAUUAGCUUUGAUGUGAGAUCAUCUGGUUUAUUUGAAUGGAUAUUUGAUUUAUUGCCCUCAUGGGUAUUUAUUGCAGAAAUCCUAUUAAACUUCAACACUGCAUAUUAUGAUAAGGGAUUGAUGCAUGAAGAUAGAAAACAAAUCAUGAAGCAUUAUGUAAAGGGUAAUUUCUUUUGGGAUAUCAUUGUUGUGAUUCCAUUUUUGAUUUCUUAUUUGGAUAUCCCAUUUGUCAGAUAUACGUUAUUAUUGCGGCUUACACGAUUAUCACCCUUAAUGACAAGUAUUGAGGAAGUGCUGAAUUUGGAAGACAGUCUUUAAAUAUUUCUGGACUUAUUAAAAUUAAUCUUCUUUCUAUUAUUAACUGGCCAUUUUUGUGGAUGUGCCUGGCAUUGGGUUGCAAUAAUCGAAUAUCAAAAUUAUGGAUAAGAAAUAACUUGGCUUACUCAUUAUGAACCUAAUGCUAUGAACUAUGAAUGGUUUGAUAGAUACAUAAUCUCCUUAUAUUGGAGUGUGAUUACUACUGUUACUGUUGGUUAUGGUGAUAUCGUUCCAGUGACUACAGUAGAGAGAGUUUUUGUUAUAGUAGUGACCUUGUUGAUUUGUGGAGUGUUCGGUUAUUGCUUAUCUAAUAUUGGAAACAUAUUUAAACAAAUCACAGAUAAGAAGGCUAUAUACAAAUAAAGAAUAAGAGAAAUCAAUUAGCACAUUAGGAAGAGGGGUCUUAGUUAUAAUUUGCAAUUAAAAGUCAAAAAGUAUUUUGAAUAUUUCUUGAAGGUGAAGCAAGAGGAGGAUCAACAUGCAGAGCAAUUUAUAGAACAACUAACUAAACAUCUUCGAGAAGAAGUCUUAACUGACAUCUAUAGAAAGACACUCAAACAAUCCAGAUUUUUAAGGGAAAAUUUCAGUGAAGAAAUUCUGAAUCGAUUAUGUUAGAUAGUGAAAGAGACAAAAUUAUACCCAGAAUAAGUACUUUUUUAGAGGAAUGACUCUCCUAAGGCAUUGUGGUUUAUUCUGUCAGGAGCAGUUGAGUAUGUUGCCGAUCAUUAAAAUGAAGAUGAACACUAUUACACUGAAACAUUCUUAAAGAAACUAACUCAAGGAACAGUGAUUGGUGAAAGAGAAUUCAUAUCUCAAACUCCAUAUGAAUAUAAUGCUAGAGCUACUAAAUUUACUUAAUUGUUAGUUGUCGAUUAUUAACAAUUCUAUUUAAUUUUGUAAGAAAAUAAUGAUGAAUUUGAAAAGUAUUGUUUAGCCAAAGAUAAUUUAUUGUUUAAUAGCAAUUAUAAAGCAUUUGGCUAAAUUUGUGAAAUUUGUGGAUGGACUCAUCGAUUUAUUUAAUGUCCUUUCGUGUUUUUAUAACCAAAUAAAAAUAAAAUAGCUAGUUCCUUUGUUUCAACUAAAACAAAUAAGAGAUUAGCAUUUCCAUAUAGGACACUUCCAAAAACGAAUUGGAGAAAUAAUGUGCCUGAAGUAUAAGAGGCAGCUUUAGGCUACAUCGUAUUAAACAAUAUCAUACCAGAAAAGUACUUAUUAUAUCAUCAUUCAAGAGAAAUAAAUGAUAAUUAUCUCGUUAAUUUGGGUUUUGAACUAAAUGAGAGGGAAGACGAACUCUCCAAAAUUGUACCCAAUAAAAAAAACUCGGUGUCCAAAGAUCCAAAAAUCUUAUCUCAAUAUGAUAACACGUCUCUAUAAUAACCUAUCUAAUAACCCUCUAUAUAAACUGUCUUGCAAGAUUAGAAGUCACAAAAUUAGACUGCUAUGUUUCACAAAGAUGGAUAAAAGAUAAAUCUGACAAAUGAAAGCAUUAUUGAUUGGGAUUAAGGAAGUUAAUUACGAAAAAGCAUGAAUAGAAUCAAAUUUUAAGGACUUGAUAGAGGAAGAACACUCUAAUCAAUUAAGGGAAAACAUCAUCAAAAUAAUGGAGGAGGAGUCGAUAUAUUAGAAGAAUCCAUGAUCUAAGAAGAAGUCUAGAUUUAAAAUACCAAUGUUGGAUCAUAAAAAUUUAUUCACAAUAAACUUAAAAUGGUGAAAAGCAAGCAUAAUAAUCAAAAUGCAAUUGGAAUUAGAAAAGUAUCGUGGCUUGAGUUCGAUAGUGGGCCCAAUUAAUAUUAAGAUGGGAAAGUUGGCCAACAGCUGUUUAAUAAAUAAAUUAGCAAAGGAAGCGAUACGAACUUCGAUUAACCUCCUCCUGUAAACUAAUGUGAAAAUGAAAUCAAAUAGAGAAUCGAAGCCAGAGAGAAUAGCAUUAUUUCCAAGAAAACAAAUACUAAGUAACAAAUAACUUCAUUUCUUAGUAUCGAUAUAAAUAGAAGAAAAAAACGAAGAAAAACUACUUAACUUUUAUAAUUUUUUUAAGGUAUCGAUGGUGGAGAUAAUAAAUCAACAAAAAAGGUUGAUAAAAGUCUAUUAGGAAAUGAUGUGUACAGUUCUAGUCUGUAUACAAAUGGAGGACCUAAUAAUAAUACUGGCUUAAUGGAUUCGAAUAAUAAAGAUAAUAAUAAUGCAGAUAAUAAUAGUGUACAUGUUGCUCAUUCAUUCGAUGGAAUUUAAAAAAGAAUCUAAGAUAUUGUUCAUGUCCAUUUUGAAAUGGAAUUGGAUAGAUAUAAAUCAUCACAAUAUUAUUUCCCUGAUUACAAUGUAGAAAUAGUAUUAGAAAAAAUCGCUGUGUAUUAUGAAAAAGUUAAUGAUAAAAAGUUUGACAUGAGAGAAAUGAAAAGAACAAAAACCAAUCUCACUCUAUUUGAUAGAAUUAGAUAAGCAAAAAAUCCAACUAUUAGAGGAACUUUUGUGGAUAAAUCCCUUUAAGAAAAUGAUUGA